GCCCGGCGUGAGCAGCCUCCGCACGUGGGCGGGGAGCCGGCCCCAGAGCCAUGUACUCCGGGAACAGCAGCCAGGCGCCCGGCCCGGAGCGGCGGGAGGACCUGCCCCUCUUCAGCCCCGGCACCUACGAGCUCCUGGCGCUGCUCGUCGCCACCAUCGGCAUCCUGGGCUUGUGCAACAACCUGCUGGUGCUGGCGCUGUACUACCGCUUCCAGCGGCUGCGCACCCCCACCAGCCUCUUGCUGCUCAACAUCAGCCUCAGCGACCUGCUGGUCUCGCUCUGCGCGGGGACCCUCACCUUCGUGUCCUGCCUCCGCAGCCGCUGGGUCUGGGACGCGCCCGGCUGCGUCUGGGACGGGUUCAGCAACAGCCUCUUCGGAAUUGUUUCCAUCAUGUCCCUCACCGUUCUUGCCUACGAGCGCUACAUUCGAGUCGUUCAUGCAAAAGUGAUUGAUUUCUCUUGGUCCUGGAGGGCCAUCACAUACAUCUGGUUGUACUCAUUAGCUUGGACAGGAGCACCCCUUCUCGGCUGGAACAGAUAUACACUGGAGAUACAUGGACUAGGUUGUUCAGUGGACUGGCAGUCAAAAAACCCCAGUGAUGCCUCCUUUGUGCUCUUUUUCUUUCUUGGUUGCCUAGUGGCACCUGUUGGGAUCAUGGCCUAUUGCUAUGGCCACGUUCUGUAUACAAUACGAAUGCUUCGCUGUGUUGAAGAUUUUCAGACCAUUCAAGUGAUCAAACUCCUAAGAUAUGAAAAGGAAGUGGCUAAAAUGUGUUUUUUAAUGAUCUCCACAUUCCUUAUCUGUUGGAUGCCUUAUGCAGUGGUCUCCCUUUUAAUAGCUGCUGGCUACGGCAACCUUGUAACUCCAACAGUGGCUAUCAUCCCAUCUUUCUUUGCCAAAUCAAGCACUGCAUAUAAUCCAGUCAUCUACAUCUUCAUGAGCAGAAAGUUUCGACGAUGCCUUUUGCAGCUCUUGUGCUUUCGCCUGCUAAGAUUCCAGAGGACCAUGAAAGAAAUACCAGUGUUAGGGAAUGAAAAGCCAAUAAGACCGAUAGUUAUGUCCCAGAAAGCUAGGGACAGGCCAAAGAAGAAAGUGACUUUUAGCUCUUCCUCAAUCAUUUUUAUCAUCACUGGUGAUGACACCCAGCAAAUGGACAACAGCAGCAAACACAAUGGCACGAAAGUAAAUGUGAUCCAAGUAAAGCCACUAUAA
Dermochelys coriacea (leatherback sea turtle) is the source of this 1214-nucleotide messenger RNA. It is a transcript of the gene OPN3, whose product is annotated as opsin 3. The transcript is spliced from 4 exons. Gene Ontology annotation, biological process: G protein-coupled receptor signaling pathway; visual perception. The record is from RefSeq and is a predicted model, not a curated record. Gene Ontology annotation, cellular component: membrane; photoreceptor outer segment. Lineage: Eukaryota; Metazoa; Chordata; Testudines; Dermochelyidae. Gene Ontology annotation, molecular function: G protein-coupled receptor activity. The coding region runs from base 51 to 1214 and encodes 387 amino acids.